AGGAGAGGAGCACACACCGCAGCUGACAGCCACACAGGUGGACUUUCCCGGUCUGCGAGGUCCCGGCGGAGGGACACGGUGGCGGGGACACACUGUCCCUUCGUUUUAAUUUCGGUUCACCGCGUGUUUGAGAGAAAUAUCCGACAAGCUUCAGCAUGACAUCGGUGUGGAAGCGGCUGCAGCGGGUCGGGAAGAGAGCAUCCAAGUUCCAGUUUGCGGCUUCGUUUCAAGAGCUGACGAUAGAGUGCACGAAGAAAUGGCAACCAGACAAACUGAGAGUGGUGUGGACCAGGAGGAACAGACGCCACAGCACAAAGCUGCACAGCUGGCAGCCGGGGAUCAAAAACCCAUACAGAGGCCUGGUGCUGUGGCAGGUUCCAGAGAGUUUAGACAUCACUGUCACACUCUUCAGGGAACCUACUGCAGAGGAGUUUGAAGACAAGGACUGGACCUUUGUCAUCGAAAAUGAGACAAAAGGCCGUAGGAAGGUGUUGGCAUCAGCAGACGUCAAUAUGAAGAAGUUUGCCAGUGCCACGCCGGCGCAAUUUGAUGUCACACUGAAGCUCAAACCGCUGUCCGUCAAAGUGGUGGAAGCCACGCUGAAACUCAACCUGUCUUGUGUCUUUCUCAAAGAGGGCAAAGCCACAGAUGAGGACAUGCAGAGUUUGGCCAGUCUCAUGAGCAUGAAACAGAGUGACAUUGGAAACCUCGAUGACUUUAAUGACAGUGAUGAUGAAGGUGGUGAAGAGAGGAGGGCCCAUUUCGGAAGCGGACAAGCUACUCAUGUUGCUGCCUCUGCUGCAUCUGUCACCAGAGUUCAUGAUCUGGCAUGGAGGCCUGCCAUUGAAUCAGGCCCCACAGUAACCUCAGAGAUGGACUGGAGAACAUCUGGCAUUUCCUCCACCAUCUCGGUCCCAUCUCGUCCUCCUCUGCCCGAACCCUCAGACCCCUCUGUUCCAUCCUUUUCACGCACACGACCCCCCAGCAGCACUGCCCAGCAGGCUCGGCCCUCUCCCUAUGCCUACUCACUGCCGGCCUUUACACGCGCUCACCCUCCUGCACUUCCCAAAAUCUUCCAGCCUGCUGCUGGAUCAGCUCCUCAAAGGCCUCAUAGCUUCCACAGUGCCUCCUCUCCAGCUGAGGGCUGGGAGGCUUUCUCUACCUUCACCCCCUCUAAAGCAGUCUCCACCUCCUCUCUCUCUUCUACACCCUCUGAUCCAUCUCUCCAUCAUCCUGCUUUCUCUGAUACCUCACAAACAGCCUUUCCCAGUGGCUGGAGAGCACAGACUGGUCCUUCCUUUCCUUCUAUGUCCUCCUCCUCCUCUUCAUCUUCAGCUCCUCUCAGCUCCUUCCCCUGUAUACCUCCACCGCCUCCUUCUUCCAGACCUCCCAAACCUCGCCUCAGCUCUGUGGGGGAGCCGGGCUCGGCCCUCACCAGGCCCACCAGCCUGCCGUCUGCCCCUGAGACAGCUUCCUGGCAGAGUGAGUGGAGGCCUCCUAAAUCUCAGGCCCCUCUAGCACAGCCUGCCCUCUCUCCUAAGUUUCUGCAUCCCUCUGCCAGUGAUCCAGGACAGCCUGCAGUGCUGCAGACAGAGACGCCAUCUUUAGUCUCUGUGCCCACUGCUCCGUCUAUGGAGCAGAGACCACAGGGAGGCUCUGGAUUUGUCCCUUCCUGGAGACCCCAGGUCACACCUGCAGUAGAGACACCUGCUUCUUUCAGUCCUUCCUCUCCUCCUGUGCUCUUUGGGCCUUCUCCUCCUCUUCCUUCUCAGCCUCAUAUCUCCCAAACUGCCAUAACCUCCCAAAGUGACCAAGAUGCAGAAUUCAAAAGACAGUUGAGCACGCUGAGUGAAGAGGACAACCAGUGUACAACACCUACGAGCCCUGAUCCCAGACCACCGCUCAGGAGGCCAGAGCUGUCCAGGGCUUCAGAACGGAAAAGAGAUGCACAUUUUGGAAUCGAGGUUGUGAAAGCAUCAGCAGGACCUGAGAGCAUGGCCUCACUUCUGCCCCUUAGUCACAGAGCACCUGUAGCCCCAGGGCUAAAGUAUUUUGAGAUGCCAAAAACGCAGAUGGAACAAACAGAAUCAAAGCAAAUAAGGAUGCUCCCUAAUAUCCAGCCAACACUUCCUCCCUUCACUUCUGCACCUAAGCAAAACCCUGAUACUCAAGAGUACACAUCUGCUUCAGCAAAGGGGCCACCGGUUAAGCCAAGAAGUCACUUGUCCAAGAUGUCCAUUCAGUUAGGGAAUCAGAUAGCCGAACCAGAGUCUACUCAACAUAAAUCCCUGUCUCCUACCAACUCCCAACCCUCUUCCAGAUCACUUGAGGAACCUUUGUUGCACUCGCCUUUAACUGCUAAAACCACUGACACAAAACCGAUACGAAGGAUAGGAGCGUUCCAUAAAAAAGAAGCAAUAACUAUGGUUUCAGGAAAUGAGAGCAUGGCUGCCUCAUCGUCAUCUUGUCUCAAAAAUGCCAAUUCUGCUUUUCCUCCAAUGGUGAUGAACAAAACACCUGAAGCACAGUCUGGAGAACAGUCAAUUGCGAAAAACUCAAUGUGGAGAAAACCACAAAGAGACACUAAAAAAAUAACAGAUCCAGCCCCAAUACCUGCCUCAGACCAAGUUACGCCAAGAUUGGACUCAGAUUUUGGGUUUUUCUCAGCACAGCAGGUCACAACAGAUCAUUUAUCAAAACAAAGAGAAGAAUUUAAAGAGGAUUUUGCAUCGUCUUCAACAAAAAGCUUUGUUGUACAUGGUUUGGACCCAGAACAUUGUAUAAAGAAAGGGAGAUCUGAAAAUGUGCCUUUGUCUUUGGAUGAAAGGCCAUUAAGCGAAAGAGAUAGUAGAGUUAAACAGGAACUUGUUUUACCAAGCUCUGAAGUCCGUACAGAAGAAAAAUGUGUUUUCAUAUCAAAGGUGGAACUAGGGCAAUUGUGUCCAACAGGGAGUUCUAUUUCUCAUUCAGUGUCCACUUUACAGCCUGAAGUUCAAAGUGAAGGAACAGCGGGGGUGCCAAGUACAAUUAAGCUACAAUCAAGCUGCCCACAAUAUUCCAAGAUUCCUGGCAUGCCAUCUUUACACAAGUCACAACUUACAGUUUGGCCUGAUGACACGACAUUACUCUUUCAGAAGUUACCCAGCACCAGAUUUUCAUUACUCCUAACAGACUCUGUUAGUUUCAUUCAUGAGGGCAAUGCAGGCACUGCAAAAAUGGUUGACCUAACACCAUCCUGUUCCAGAUCUGCCAGUAUUCCUGGGUUCCCAUCAGCUUUGAAACGCGAGCCAAAUAUGGCUUGCCUUUUACCUUUAUGUCCCAGAAUUAGCAAGAUUCCAGGAUUAGCCUCUGUUGAAUCAGUGACUGAAUAUGAACAGAGUGUUUGGGACAGAUGUUCUCUGUGGAAGAAGCCAUUGCAGAUAAAAGAAGCUUUUGUUUCACACAUGUUGUGCGUUCAGGAACAAGCUCUCAGUGGUACUAAUAUGAUUAAAGUAAUGGUGGCCAUGUUGCCAACAUGUUCUAGAAAGGCCAGUGUCCCAGGGUUUCCUUCUGCACCAUUGCAGAUGGCUUCAAUUACUCCAAGUAUGGCCAGUCUUCUACCUACAUGCCCCAAACAGACAAUUAUUGCAGGCAUGCCAGGUAGACAAAGAGUUAUGUCAUAUCAGGACAGCUGGCAUAUUUUGAGGGAGUUCAUUUUAGAUAGACCAUUGAGAAUUAAUCCUGUCCUGGUUCAGGAAAAGUCAUAUGAGGAUAAAGAACAUAUAAACUAUAUGGUAAAUAUGUUUCCAUCUUGCCCCAGGAAGGAAACCAUCCCAGGUUUUCCCUCCGUGCCAAGAAAAGAACCCAGUUUGCCCAAUGUUGUAUUUCCACCAAGGCAAGAGCCUAGCAUGGCUGAUAUUUUGCCUACAUGCCCAAGAAAAGCUAGAGCCAUUGGUUUACCCUCCAAGGAACCACUUAGUGACUGUUUUGAUAUAGCCAGGCACAUUUUGAUGGAGAAGCCCUUGAGUAAAGAUGAAGUCUUUAUUCUUGCUACUCCCUCAGGUGCUGCUCAGUUUCUAGACAGAGGAGAAAUGUUCAGCUCAGUGGCAAUGUUGCCCUCAUGCCCCAUUAGAACUUGCCUCGUUGGUAUGCCCACAAGACCCCAGAAGCUGUUGCCAAGUAUUGUCAGUCUUGUACCCGUAUGCCCUAAACAGAGUCAAAUUCAAGGUAUGCCAUCUCGAGAUCAAAACACUUCAGAGAACAGAGAUUGGCAUGCCUUGAGGCGAUUAAAUAACAAGAAACCAGAGAAGAAAACACAAACUUGCAUUGUUCAGUGCAUGCCUAAACACACACAUAACCCCAAAGAUAUGGUAGAUAUGUUGAUAAGUUGUCCACAAAAAGCCAAAGUAUAUGGCUUACCCUCUGCUCCACGACAAGAACCCAGUAUAGUUAAUAUAAUGCCCUCAUACCCCAUACAGAGUAAAAUCCCUGGUUGGCCUUCAAAGACUAGACAAAAACUUGGUUUGACCAGCUGCAAUAAAUGGUUUUCUCCUAAAAGUUUGCAGUGGGAUAGCCCACGUAUCAAAAAGGAAGUACAGAUUCUAAAUGCAGUUUUAGGUUUGGAUAAGAACACAGCUGAAAAUAUGAGUGCAAUAUUACCCUCGUGUCCUGAGAAUGCCAGUGUACCAGGGUUUCCCUCUGCUCUGACAUCAACAUUUGCAGAUGGCUCAACUAUGGUGAAUUUAUCGCCUAGUUGUACAAACAAAUCUAGAGUUUCUGGAAUGCCACUUAGACACACCACUGAACAAUUGGAGUGGCUAAUGGAAAGUCAGCCGCUACUUCUCCCUAGGGAGAAGUCGGCAGAUGUGUUACAUGUACACAAUGUAAAUAUGUUUUAUUUUGAAAGUGAUGUGAUCAUAAAUAUGGUAUCAAUGUUACCCUCCUGCCCACAGACAGCUUGUUUACCAGGCUUUCCAUCAGUACCAUGUCAAAUGUUGGCAGGAAUACCAAGUAUGAUCAGUUUGCUGCCUACUUGUUCAAAAUAUUUCAGAAUAUGUGGAAUAUCCUCAAGAUUCCACAGUGAGUAUGACGGGGCAGAAUGGAAUGUCGACAAAAGGCCUGUAUGGAAAAGGCCAUUUGACAAGCCAGAAAGGCUGCCAGUAAUACAUGACCACAAGAUGUAUUUUAGAGAAUGGGCAGUGGUUAGAAUUAUGGUAUCAAUGUUACCACCCUGUCCAAAACACUCAUAUGUUCCUGGAAUUCCCUCAAAAGCAAGAGAGAAGCCACUAGAAGCUGAGAUGAAUGAGGCUUUCAAUAUGUUCAAGUCAUUAUCCACUUUCCCAAAACACAGUAAAAUUCCGGGUCUACCUGCAAAGAAUAGCACAAAAGAAUAUGAUGGCUGGUGUGUGGACAGGGAUGUAGUUUGGGAAAUCCCAUUCGAUAGAAGGUGUAGAGUUGUUCACCAAGAUUUUAAAGUUAGGGAAAUGUCAUGUAGGGACAAAGAAAUAAUGCUGAGUAUGCUUCUAUCAUGUCCAAGACAAACCCUGAACCCUGGAUUUCCAUCAGCGCCAAGACCCCAAGCUGUUGAUGGGAUUGUGGAAAAAAACCUAGACAUGGCACAUUUGCUGCCAUGUUGCCCAAGACAGUCAAGUAUCAUUGGUUUCCCCUCAAGAGUAUCACUUAUCUCUGAUUCUAAAUUUGAGGGCUGGCCAAUGGUGACACAAGACUGCUGUUCAUUUUACACAAAGUAUAGUCCUUCCCACAAAGAUAUGAUGAAGGCAAUUGAUUUACUUGAACCUUCGUGUCUAAAUAUCGCUCUCAGUUCUGGCUUCACAGUAGUGCCAACACAUGACCAAGAGCGGCUUCCGAGUAUGGUAAAUAUUGUGCCAUCUUGCCCAAAGAAAGCCUCGAUUCUUGGAAUACCAUCAACACAUGUGCACCAUUCGGAACAGAGGUGGCCAAGAGCAAAAGGAAUUGGAAAAGAAAGACAAAACCUUUCAACUCAACAACAGCCACUGGAAGAAUAUUCCCUUUGUAUUGUUUCUGUCAGAGAGGAAUCCAUGCAGUUUGUAAUGCCUAGCCAAGAUGUACCAGAGGAUGUAAAAGAAAAGAUGACAAUUAAGUCAUCAGCCUGCCCAGUCAAGAACUUACCAUCAUCAAAUUCUGAAAUCAACGUGAACCAGCCAUCCUCUAGAGUAAAUGGGAUGGAGAUGUUAUGGGAUGAGGCCAGUCCAACCACAUUAGAUCUCGACACUCAGAAAACAAAAUCUGAUGUGUGCUCAGCUUUGGAGGUACAAAAAGAUGAACGGGGCUUUUGGAUACUGAAUGAGGCUGAAGAAAUAGCUGCUCUAGAAAAAGGAAACUUGCAUUGCAGAAUGUGGCACUCCGUUCCUGACAUGCCACUAUUCUUGACUAUUAGAAGGAGGUGGGUUGCCUUGGUUUGCACAGUGAUGCAACAAUGUGAUGCAUUUCCACAAUAAUACAUUUGCU
Plectropomus leopardus (leopard coralgrouper) is the source of this 6468-nucleotide messenger RNA. The record is from RefSeq and is a predicted model, not a curated record. NCBI's taxonomy places the organism in Eukaryota, Metazoa, Chordata, Actinopteri, Perciformes, Serranidae.